AGGCUGGGGCGGCCAGUAGAGGCCUGGCGCGGAUGGGGGGCAGACUUCCAUCAAGUUAAGCCCCCUCAAAAGGGAAGAGCAUGCUCGGGAGGAGAGAGGCCGAGGGUUGUAUGGUCCAGGCCUCCAUGAGGAGCCCAAACAUGGAGACGUUCAAGCAGCAGAAGGUGGAGGACUUUUAUGACAUCGGAGAGGAGCUGGGGAGUGGCCAGUUUGCUAUCGUGAAGAAGUGCCGGGAGAAGAGCACAGGACUGGAGUAUGCGGCCAAGUUCAUCAAGAAGCGACAGAGCCGGGCCAGCCGGCGGGGUGUGUGCCGAGAAGAGAUCCAGCGGGAGGUGAGCAUCCUGCGGCAGGUGCUGCACCCCAACAUCAUCACGCUGCACGACGUCUACGAGAACCGCACCGAUGUGGUGCUCAUCCUCGAGCUAGUGUCUGGUGGAGAGCUGUUUGAUUUCCUGGCCCAGAAGGAGUCGCUGAGUGAGGAGGAAGCCACCAGCUUCAUUAAGCAGAUCCUGGAUGGGGUGAACUACCUUCAUACAAAGAAAAUUGCUCACUUUGAUCUUAAGCCAGAAAACAUUAUGUUAUUAGACAAGAAUAUUCCCAUUCCACACAUCAAGCUGAUUGAUUUUGGCCUGGCUCACGAAAUAGAAGAUGGAGUUGAAUUUAAGAACAUUUUUGGGACACCAGAAUUUGUUGCUCCAGAAAUCGUGAACUAUGAGCCCCUGGGGCUCGAGGCUGACAUGUGGAGCAUCGGUGUUAUCACCUACAUCCUCCUCAGUGGAGCAUCCCCUUUUCUGGGAGACACAAAGCAGGAAACACUGGCAAAUAUCACAGCAGUGAGUUAUGACUUCGAUGAGGAAUUCUUCAGCCAGACUAGCGAAUUGGCCAAGGACUUCAUUCGGAAGCUUCUGGUUAAAGAGACCCGGAAACGGCUCACCAUCCAAGAGGCUCUCAGGCAUCCCUGGAUCACGCCGGUGGACAACCAGCAAGCCAUGGUGCGCAGGGAGUCCCUGGUCAACCUGGAGAACUUCAAGAAGCAGUAUGUCCGCAGGAGGUGGAAGCUGUCCUUCAGCAUCGUGUCCUUGUGCAAUCACCUCACUCGCUCCCUGAUGAAAAAGGUGCACCUGAGGCCAAAUGAGGACCUGAGGAAUUGUGAGAGUGACACUGAGGAGGACAUCACCAAGAGGAAAGCCCUCCACCCUAGGAGGAGGAGCAGUACCUCCUAACUUGGCUGGACUUGCAGUGGCUGCCAGGGAGGUCCAGGCCCAGCGGGGCUCCCUUCUGUGCAGACUCUUGGACCCAGCUCAUCACCAGCAGCCAGGCGUUCCACAUUCCUGAGCACUUUGCAAGAGAGGGGCCUGCAGGAUUCAGAAAAAUUUGCAGGGGAGCCAGGAGACCCUGGGAGUUCUGGCUCUCUCCUGUGGAGGAGGCUCCAGCACUUCCAAAGCUCUUAAUUCUUCAUGAAACUGGCUUUUAUCUGUCUGCCAAUCUCAGAAUCUGGGCAGGGGUGUGAACUUCGGGAAAUGAUGUAAAACAUCAUCUUCAUCCCGGCAUGAAGGUCAGACUCAGGCAGCUCUCCUCACAGGGUGAGGGAGUUCAGAACCAGCCUGGUCAGAAAUCACACCAGGAAGACAGAGACCUCCCACUAAGGGAACAGUGAAGAGAAUCUUGGAAUAUGAGGGACCAAUCCGUGACCUCCUAGAACCCACUGGAAUCAGCAUACCAGAGUGACCAACAUACUAGACCUUCUAGAACAACCAUUGUCAGCCCACUGUGCUGUAAUAUUUUUCAUUUUUAUUAAACUUUUGGUUUAUCUGA
Messenger RNA from Marmota flaviventris (yellow-bellied marmot), 1815 nucleotides. RefSeq names its product death associated protein kinase 2 (gene Dapk2). Gene Ontology annotation, molecular function: protein serine/threonine kinase activity; ATP binding. NCBI's taxonomy places the organism in Eukaryota, Metazoa, Chordata, Mammalia, Rodentia, Sciuridae. Gene Ontology annotation, cellular component: cytoplasm; nucleus. Gene Ontology annotation, biological process: intracellular signal transduction; protein phosphorylation; positive regulation of apoptotic process. The record is from RefSeq and is a predicted model, not a curated record.